AGUAUGUGAUCCAUUUCCUGCUUUUAAACAUUUGACAUGUAAUGAGUGAUACGUAAAUGCAUGCAUAUUCUGUUUCAUUUGAAUUCAUAUUGAAAUAGACUGAGUUAACUGUGCAGCGUGUACACACGCAAUUGUUUUUGAAUGUAUAAUGUGUGCAGCUCUGCAAUUCUGGAUUUGACAAGUAAUAUGCAUUUUUGACAACACGCUGGUUGUUUAUGUGCAUGUUAAAGUUGAAAUGACUGGUUAAAGCAAGUGUUCUCUGGUUAAACAGGUUUAGCUGAUUGUGGCACAAUCUGAAUUUUUUUGUGUAAAAAGACAAAGGUAUAAGAGCACAUUUCUGAUGUAACAUUUAGGAUUUAGUUUAGAAUCUUUAAUCUGUGUUUGUGGUGUUUAGAUUGAGUAGGCGAGACUUUGAAAUUCCAUUUGAAUUCAUUUUAUAAUUGUCUGUCAGAGCGUGUGUGUUGGAGACGAGAUGACCUUUUCUGCUGUCUGUGACUCAUUUUUAUAAAAAAAGACUGAAAAUUCACCUCAAGUUCAGAAGUGGUUCAGACUUUCCACUAGACUAGGCGAAAACUCUGUUAUGCUCUGGUAAAUGCAUAACUAAACACAAAUGCACAACCACCCACCCACCCAAAAACGCCCACAUUUACAGUGCUUACAGUAAUCGCUCAUUGUUUUAAUUUACUUGAGCUUUACAGAAGUACAGAAGUCUGAGAUGAUUUUAAAAAUGAGACGUUAUUAGCCCUUGGCUGAGGUGCUCAACAGGAAAUCUGCUGUCUUAUUUUCAGUCGAGCUGAAAGCUAUGAAACUCAUUCUGCGGUGGAUUUUUUGCUUCAGUUUAGGUUUUGUCACUGAUUGCCAAGUGAAUCGUUAUGGAUUGAAGGGAAGCUCAAUCCGUCUGAGCAUCAGUCCCAGAAAUCAGUCACUAAAUAAUGUUAGAUGGCUACGAUUCAACAGGAAAGAAGAGCUUACAGACACAAAAGACAUUUCUCCUCAUUUUGAGAAAAGAAUUAGACUAAAUGUCUCAGACUGGUCUUUGACCAUACUCAACCUUGAGGAAAAUGACAGUGGACUGUAUGAGGCCAUUCAGAAGUGGGAGGUUAAACCUCUGGCUGCAUUCACACUUACAGUGGAGGACACUGUCUCUAAGCCUGUAAUCAACGUGAAUCAAUAUGACUUUAAUUCAUCUGCUGGAGUGUGUCGGGCCACAGUGAACUGUUCGGCUGAUGGCAGCUGGGCCACGUUUGACUGCCACCAAAAUGUCUGUGAUAAGACACGAUCCUCUCUUUCCUCCAUUAACAUCACUGUCACUGCAUUGGACAGCAGCGACAUCAAAUGCUACGUCAACAACAACGUGAGCAGGAAUCAUUCUCAGACUCCCAUUAUGUGCCCUGAAAAGCUGCAAAGUGAUUAUCAUAUCCUCCCAUCGCUCAUCGUUUGGAUCGUUGUCACCGUAUGUGGUGCUGUUUUGUUGGGUUUGGUUAUGAGUGGGACUUUAGUAUUUGUCAAGAGAAGAAGAUGUUCAAAAGUUCACCCACAGUCCAGUCGUGUUGUGAUUGAACAGCAUCAUGAAACUAUUUACUGCACUGUGGAAAAGCCGGCCGCAUCCCAGACAUCUCCAGGAAACAACACGGUCAGCAACAAAGUAGAAACCAUCUACGACAGUCCGUCACGACAUACCAAGGCUUGUCAAGUGGACAGCGUGGAGGUGAAUAGAGACAAUCAGGAGCAACAGCAAUCUGGACAAGACAGAACUAUUCGAGUAAAAGCUACAGUUCACCAGGCAGCAGAACCCGAUUCAGAUCCAAUUAACACGGUUUACUGCAAACUUGGAGAGAUAUGACACAAACACAUACUGUAUACAUCUGAGACGUCACUUCAGUGGAGAUUUAAAU
Messenger RNA from Carassius carassius (crucian carp), 1895 nucleotides. RefSeq lists its product as uncharacterized. The record is from RefSeq and is a predicted model, not a curated record. The transcript is spliced from 7 exons. Bases 803 to 1843 code for a protein of 346 amino acids. NCBI's taxonomy places the organism in Eukaryota, Metazoa, Chordata, Actinopteri, Cypriniformes, Cyprinidae.